Orbicella faveolata is the source of this 2687-nucleotide messenger RNA. RefSeq names its product palmitoyltransferase ZDHHC23-like. Lineage: Eukaryota; Metazoa; Cnidaria; Anthozoa; Scleractinia; Merulinidae. The record is from RefSeq and is a predicted model, not a curated record. Gene Ontology annotation, molecular function: palmitoyltransferase activity.
UGACCAGAAAAAAUUGUUUUGGUUUAUCCUUGAUAAAAUCACCAAUGACAUAGAGUAACCAAAACAACAAAACAAUGUAGAAGCAAUAGCUGAUUGUUACUCCAAAACGGCACUUCUUGAUUUUACCUAACAGUUUGGUCAUUUCGGGGCUGCUUAGACAUACACAAACUUCAGCUUCCGGAGCUUAUUUUUUUACAGAACUCAAAAGUCCUCAAACGGGAAAGGGAGGGAGAAUUAUCCUUGUACAGCUAGUAGAUACUUGCUAGCAAUGACCGCGCCCACCUGCCGGCACCUGCCUUGUCCGAGGCUCCCCUCCGUGAAGCGAACGCUCCCCAUUUCACCUGUAGACUAAGAGUAGCCCCUCUUUUCGUGCGUGACGCGAGAACAAACCGCGAGAAAAAAUGGCCGUGCGAAUUCCCAGGGGCGAGAUUUCACGCCGCCAUUUUUUCCUCGCGGUUUAUUUACGGUCUCGCUCGACGGACUAAGCGAAAGAGGGACCUCUCGUAGUCUACUUCACCAGCGAACCAUCCGUGUGUUGCAACCGAGGCGGGUGUCACACAACGAAAUGAUAAUCAUAUCCACGGGCAGCGUGACUUCCCGGAGCAAACCCAAUCCUGUCGUGGCUGAAACUCUCCCCGGGAAAGUCUCUUUGCUUGUAGAUAGUUUUUUCCCUUCGCUGCUGCGCCGUGGAAAAGAGAAUGCCGUUCCCAAAAUAGGUCACCAAAAUAUGUUCAGGCAACCUCGUCCCCAGGGUCUUCUCCUCGUCAAUUUUCAAAAUGGAGAAGACCCUGGUGCCAAAAAUGCGGGGACUUCAGCAAGAUGGUCGAUGGCCAACAGCCAAAAUGCCGAUACAACUUUGGUUAUCUGCGGUGUAUCAGUGUUUCAUUCAAUGCAUCGAGUUAGUGGAACAUAAAGAACUGAUUUCUUGGUCUCAUAAUGAUAUCAGAUCCUUCCCCGCUGUGUUGUUGUGAAUUCCGCAAUCUUCAUGGCCAGAGAACCCACAUCCUUGCAUUUUGCUGCGAGUGUGAUGAACUGGACAACGCCGUCGACCAGUGUCUCAAAGGAAACCGAGUCCCGAGAGAGAAAUUGAAUGAAAUUUCUACGGUGAUAUCUGAUCGUAUUCGCAUCCCUUGGUUCAACGGCGCUAUAAAAGUGGAGUUUGAUGCUCUUGUCCCUGUCCUUUUUCUGGCAAUUUCUCUGUACUUUGCUUGCUUUAGCUUCGUCUUCACCGUCCUUGUACUGGUUUACGUUCCUGUGUUUAUCCUUAUUUAUUAUGUCUACGUGUUAAACCAGCGGAAAAAAACUUGGUUCUUUGUAAGUUGGGGUUUAACAUCUCUUGUUGGUAUUUUUAGUCUCUAUCUUCUGCAUGUUUCUCCUUUCUACUCGUACCUCAAUUCUAUCGUCAUUUCUCUUGGUUUCAUUCUGGUGUUAUUGUUAUACUUGCGUGCAAUAUUUUCCAGAAGCCUCCUCAACGCUUACGCCUUGAUUUCUAAACCACUCCUUCGAAACAAUUCACAUGUUAAUGCAAGUAGUUACAAGGAUCUGAACUGUUGUCUCUGUACUGAAGGACCCUUUACCAGGGCAAAGCAUUGUAGGAUUUGUGGCUACUGUGUUCCAAGAUCAGACCAUCACUGUGUUUGGACAAACAGUUGCAUUGGACAGCACAAUCACCGUUCAUUCCUUGCAGCUAUCACGAUAUUCAUCGUAACAGGACUUUGGGGAAUUUAUCUUUCUUUCCUCACUGUUUGUACAUCUCUGGACAGUAGUGUUCUCUAUAUGGAUUGUUCAAAUGUCUAUUCAGAUUCUAGGUCCUCUGUUGUGUUUGUAACAUCAUGGUACACAGUUAUCUUCAUUUUUGGAUUGUUUGCACUCCUCUCACAGCAGCUUGUAUUUGUCAGUUUCAACUUGACAGGCGAUGAGUUCCGAAGAUCUUCCAGGAAAAAACCAUUUUGGGAAGUUUUGUGGAGUCAUCGAUAUAACAGGGGAUUCAUAAGAAACUGGAUAGAAUUUCUUUUUCCUCCAGAUGUUAGAUCUAUUGCUGAAGAAGUAGUUUAGAGGGACAUGAUGGGGAUGUAUAUAGGGUUAAAAAAUUGCCAGCCAAUAGAUGCAGAAAAGAUGAAUGCUUUAUUUUAUUUUUUUAUCGUAUUUAUGAAUGCUUUAUGUAAAAUAACCUCUUCACUAGUUGUUUGCUUAUUUUUUUGCUCUAACCACGUUUAAUAUUACAAUCAAACCAAGUAAAGUGUACCCCUCAAGAUCACAUUAAUGAAAAUUAAUUAUUUGAAUAUUGAACCUACUAGUCAUUUCAAAAAUUCAAUAAUGAAUUGAUUAUUUAUGUAUUGAACCUGCUAGUCAUUUCGAUGUGCAAUAACAAAUUGAUUAUUUGAAUGUUGAACCUUUUAAUUCAUUAAUGUAAUCUUGAGGGGUUCUCUUCACUUGGUUGACUUUAACCCCAUGGAAAAUUGAAUCUUGCAUUCCCAGUGCACGUUUUUGUGAUUACCAACCACUGGUUGGGAUUUAAUGAUCACCAAUCCCUGUUGACAGACAAUCUGAGAAGGAAUGAGAGGGAACAACCUCCGAUUAGCUGAGAAUUAUCAGGGCCAAGUUGUUCAAAGCGUGAUUAAGCUAACCCAGGAUUAGCGAGAAAUUUGGUUUGAGUUUUGUAACUUUUUGGUGAGGUUUUCAGUUUA